GUGUUUUUCACCAGGUGGAGGCAAUAACGGCUUCCAGCAUCUGUGCGCAGGCGCAGUGGCACAUCACACAACCGCAAUAAGCAAAUAUGGCGGCGGCCGUCGACAGUGUUGUUAAAGUGCUUGGAGAGCAGUAUUACAGAGAUGCCAUGGAGCAGUGUCAUAAUUAUAAUGCUCGUCUGUGUGCCGAGCGCAGCAUCCUUAUGCCUUUCCUGGACUCUCAGACUGGUGUAGCCCAGUCCAACUGUUACAUCUGGAUGGAGAAGAGACACCGAAGUGCAGGCGUAGCUCCAGGGCAGCUCUACACCUACCCAGCCCGUCGCUGGAGAAAGAAACGGCGUUCUCAUCCCCCUGAGGAUCCCCGUCUGGCCUUUCCCCCAAUCAAACCAGAUCUGGAUGAUGAAGACUUUGAGGAUGAGACUCCCAAGAGGCGAGGGAAGAGCAAGUCCAAGGGCCGCAGUGACAAGAAUGGCAAGAAGAAAACGGAGGCCGCAGCUGCAGCACUGGAGGAAAGGGAUAAACCUUACGCCUGCGACAUUUGUGGGAAGCGCUACAAGAACCGUCCUGGCCUGAGCUACCACUAUACACACUCUCACCUGGCAGAGGAGGAGGGCGAGGACCGCGAGGAGAUCGAGGCACCACCCACUCCUCGCCAGCCUGAGGAGCAGAAGAGUGAGUCACUCUCUAGUGCUGAGAGAGAGAGAGAUGGAGAGAAAGAGGGGAGGGAGGUUUGGUUGCAUGCUGACCAGCUGCUGUUCUGUGAUGACUGUGAUCGAGGCUACCACAUGUACUGUCUAACUCCACCCAUGACUGAACCACCAGAGGGGAGCUGGAGCUGCCACCUGUGCCUGGCUCUGCUGAAGGACAAAGCCUCCAUAUACCAGCAAAACCAGAGCUCCGCCCCUGAGUGACAACACAGUGGUGGACUCCACCCCCUUCAGGCACCAGGAUCCCACCCCGAAUUGAAACGUCAGACCUCCUCUCAGUCUGGAGCUCGAGGCUCGGUCCUGAUGUAGCUGAGCCGGAUUGCAGAUCAGCUUUAGAAGUCUUUCAUAUCUUCAGCGGCCAAAGGGGGAGGGGGGAACAGAGCCAAAACAGACCUCAGAUCAGCAACCACGGGGAUCAAACCGUCACUACCAACCUGCCUGCAGAGUCCCCGAGGCCUGCCGUCAAACAGCAUGGACACACACUUUCUCCUGGACUGUUACACACCAGAUACCAGAGACAGAGCGCAUACAGUAACCAUAGUAGCUGCUGUCUCCAUGGGAGCUCCUAGGAGAAAACGGAUUAGCACCACAGCUAACAACCUGCACCCCUCACACUCAAAGACACAGUGUGCAGUGUCGACCCACCACAGUUCUUCUUCUGCUGAAUGAUCUGUUUUUAUUCCCCGAAAGGAGCAAAAGGAAAAUGUCACAACAUACAGUAAACGGUUGAGUAUUCUUCUUCUUCUUCUUCUUAUUGUUAUUAUUAUUAUCAUUAUUGUUAUUGUUCUGGUUACUAGUGGGCUUUUGUAGUGGCAUGUGUGCUUUUGUCUGAUCCAUCGGAGUAUUUAUCCUUUGAGGAAGUUUCCAGAGAGGGACCCGGUCAGUGCCAAGGUCCGCCAUCACACGACAGCGGCUCAUCACUCGCUCAUUUGAGUCUGCACAAAAGUUUUUGUAUUUGCUACCUUUCACCUCCACUCCAUUACUUCAACCAAACACUACAUAAAGACCAUAUGCUGUAGGCUGAGCUCAUCAAACAAAAGCCUUUUUCCCCCUUUUUUUUUUUUCAUCUUUCUCCAUCAGACAGAAAACCUGAUUUUGCCGGGACGUCAGAAACAUGAAACUAAUUAGGAUAAAGUAGCAUCCUGUUCUCACAGCUGUUAUUUUGCUUGCUUUGUAAACUUCAUCUGGCAGUGACAUCAUCCUUUCACACUCCAUUUCUGUUGAUUCAGUGGCACACACGCAUUCACAAACUGUAGCUGCUUUCAUCAUUUGUCACACUGAGGCAGAUUUGCAUGCAAAUUGCACCUGUAUGAACGCACACACACUCUCAUGUCACACUCUUUAUUUUUUUGUUGUUGUUGACAUUGUAUUGUUUGUAUUUUAUUUUUUCAUUUUGUAUUAUCUGAUAUUCCAUUGGUAUUGGGAGUUUUCUAGUAGAAUUUUGUAAACUCUACAGCAUAGCAAACACUUCAAUAUCUAGCUCCUAAUGCAUUCUCUGUACUGUAUUUGCCUUUUUCUAUUUUUUUUAUGACUGUGACAUGUUUGGAUUUAUUUGAUUAUUCUGAUAUGUCAAACCUCCAUUAUGAGUAUUUGUAUAAUGAUGUACUUUGUUGUACUAUUUUUAUUUUUACAUUUCUUUGGUAUUGAAGCCAAUUUAGCCUGAAUGAAAAAUAUCACCUUUAAUAA
Neolamprologus brichardi is the source of this 2390-nucleotide messenger RNA. NCBI's taxonomy places the organism in Eukaryota, Metazoa, Chordata, Actinopteri, Cichliformes, Cichlidae. The record is from RefSeq and is a predicted model, not a curated record.